AUGUCCGCUGCCAGACCUGUUAUCAACGUUUAUGCCGAAUCCGGUAAGGAGAUCAUCUCCACUGUUCCUCUCCCCGCUGUCUUCAAGGCUCCUAUUCGUCCUGAUAUUGUCAACUUUGUCCACACCAAUAUGGCCAAGAACAAGCGUCAACCUUAUGCUGUUUCUGAUAAGGCUGGUGAACAAACCUCCGCUGAAUCUUGGGGUACUGGUCGUGCCGUUGCUCGUAUUCCUCGUGUCAACGGUUCUGGUACUCACCGUGCCGGUCAAGCUGCCUUUGGUAACAUGUGUCGUGGUGGUCGUAUGUUUGCUCCUACUAAGACCUGGAGAAAGUGGCAUGUUAAGACUAACUUGAAUCAAAAGCGUUUCGCUACUGCUUCUGCCUUAGCUGCCUCUGCUCUUCCUUCUUUGGUUAUGGCUCGUGGUCACCGUAUUGAAAAGAUUGAGGAGAUUCCUCUUGUUGUCUCCGACUCCGUAGAGAAGUUGACCAAGACAAAGGAAGCUGUUGCAUUGCUCAAGUCCCUUAAUGCUUAUGCUGACGUUGCCAAAGUAGCCAACUCUCGUAAGCUCCGUGCUGGUCAAGGUAAGCUUCGUAACCGUCGCCACAAGCAACGUCGUGGUCCCCUCGUUGUAUAUAAUGAAGACAAUGGUCUUGUGCAAGCUUUCCGUAACUUGCCUGGUCUUGAACUUGUUAACGUUCGUCGUCUAAAUCUCUUGCAACUUGCUCCUGGCGGACAUCUUGGACGUUUCAUUAUCUGGACACAAUCCGCUUUCUCUCUUCUUGAUGAGCUCUAUGGUACAUACGAUUCUCCUUCUUCUAUGAAGAAGGGUUAUAUGCUACCUGAUAAUAUCAUGACCAAUCCUGAUGUUGCUCGUCUCAUCAACUCUGAUGAAAUUCAAUCUGUUGUCCGUCCUGCCGGUAACAAGGUCCACAAGCGUCCUUUUACUCAAAAGAAGAACCCUCUUAAGAACCAAGGUGUCAUGAACCGUCUUAACCCUUAUGCUCAAGUUCUUCGUCGUGCUGAAAUCCUUAAAGCCGAAAAGGUUGCUGCUGGUAAGGUCAACAAGACCGAAAAGAAGCGUGGUGCUUCCACUGCCGCCUCCAAGAAGUUCUUGGAAACCCUUCAUUCUGCUUAA
This is a messenger RNA of Mycotypha africana, 1134 nucleotides long. RefSeq names its product ribosomal protein L4 domain-containing protein. NCBI's taxonomy places the organism in Eukaryota, Fungi, Mucoromycota, Mucoromycetes, Mucorales, Mycotyphaceae. Gene Ontology annotation, molecular function: structural constituent of ribosome; RNA binding. The coding region runs from base 1 to 1134 and encodes 377 amino acids. The transcript is spliced from 2 exons. The record is from RefSeq and is a predicted model, not a curated record. Gene Ontology annotation, biological process: translation. Gene Ontology annotation, cellular component: cytosolic large ribosomal subunit; ribosome.